GCCUAGCAACGGCGCAGGCUCCCGGGCGAGUCCGUUAUGGCCGCUGCCGCUCCGGGCAGGAUGAGGGUGGCGGUGCGAGCCCAGCUGCCUCUCGGGCCGGCCGUGCAGGCUUCCGCGACGCUGGCGCGGCCGCUGGUCCUGGCGCUCCUGCUGGCAUCCGCCACCGUGGCCAGCGCUUUAGCAGAGAAUAAUUCGUCCAACAAAACUGUACCCAGAUCAGAAGUUCCCCCUGCAAACGUGAACGUUUCAACACAUGAAAACCAAACCAAGCCUAUUUUGCAAGCCAGCACCACUGUUCGUGCCCCGGCUAGUACAGAGAAAAGUGGAAGGCCGUCCCUUGCGCCACACCCCUCGCCCACCACGUCUCUGUUCCAGGAGGAAGUUGACAACAAUGAAGAGCCUAGCAUCGAGGAGGAGGACUUUCUCACACUGAACAGUUCUCCUUCCACGGCCAAAGACACUCUGGACAACGGAGACUAUGAGGAGACCGACUAUGGCUGGCCCACCAGCCCUCGGGACGAUGAGUCCAGCGAGGCCUUGGAAGAGAACAGGGGCUACAUGGCAAUUGAACAGUCAGUGAGAUCUUUUAAGACCCCAUCCUCAAAUGUAGAAGAGGAAGAUAGCCAUUUCUUUUUUCAUCUUAUUAUUUUUGCUUUUUGUAUUGCUAUUGUUUAUAUUACCUAUCACAAUAAAAGAAAGAUUUUCCUUCUAGUUCAAAGCAGAAAAUGGCGUGAUAGUCUUUGCUCCAAAACAGUGGAAUAUCAUCGCUUAGACCAGAAUGUUAAUGAAGCAAUGCCUUCUCUGAAGAUCACCAAUGAUUAUAUUUUUUAAAGCACUGUGAUUUGAUUUUGCUUAUUAUAUAAUUUUAUUUGCUUGACUUUUUAUAUGUUACCGUACAGAUGUAUGCCAGGGGCAAUUGGUACUUAAUGAGAGGUGGGUCUCUCUUCAUUUUGCCUUGGUGCUUUGGAAAUUAAAUAUCACAAACAAGAAGUAUAUAAUUUUUUAUCUACAUUUUUAGAAUUAAAUUCAAUCAGGUUUCCAAAAUGUAGAGCCAGGCAUUACCUGUAAUUUGUUUUUAUUGUUUUAAAUUUCUUUAUUAUACUUCUUCUGGAAGUAUUAGUAAUGCUACUUUUAAAAGAUCCCAACUUUUAACUGAAUUUUAACAAAUCUGGUACUGCUGAUUCAGAUUCUCUUUCUGCCAUCCAGAUACUAUUUUUAACCACACAUUUCUUUGUGCUUCCAAAUGGAAAUGUAUAAGGAUGUAUAAUAAUGCUUUCCAUAUAAGUAACUUUUGUUUUUUUCCUUUUAGGAAAAUUGCUUUAUUUUUUUGGGAUAAUUUAAACCUAAAAUAAGAUAAUGACAUUGCUUAACCUGACCACAAUUUUGGGUAACACAAUAAUGUGUUUAAAAAUUCUGGAAAUAGAGUCUGAAAUCAGCAGUGGACACAGCAGGCUAUGUCAUGGUACACAAAGAGAAACUGUUUUGGUUUGAAUCGCUGAAUUCAAUUUAGAGGUAGAAAUUGAGGCAAAAUAACAACUACGCAUUCAAUUGCUUUUAGGUAGCAAUUGGUUAUAGCACAGGUUUGUCCCACCAAACUGUCAAGCAAGGGGCAGAAUUAGAAUCAUGAGAUUUGUUCACUUUAUUAUUUUAUAAUAAUUUUGAAUAAAUCUUAGGGGUUAUUGUCAUUUAAGUAAUAUUGUAUCUAGGACUUUCAAAUUAUUCUUGAAUGAAGGUGUUUGUAUACGUAAAGGAUAUGUGUACUCUUUUUUUCUCUCCCUUGUAUUUUUUUUUAAACUGGAAAUUAUUUACUGUUUGUCAUUGUAACCCAUCUUUCUAUCCUAAAAGAAUUAGAUCAGUAUGUAAAUAUGGUGAUUUGACUGAGAGUUGAGAUGAGUGGUCUCUCAACUUUUUUAGAAGGUAUGACCCCUCGUAGAUGUCAAGCACCCACUUUGAAGUAUGGGUGGCCAGUGGGCCUGGCAUGUCGAGCAGGAGAAGCCUGGCCACCCAUCAUUUCCCUGGAGUGGACGGUUCACUGUCCUAGUCUGAAGGAGGAAGCACAUGGAAAUGCACCAGAACUGUUUUACUGCAGUAAUUUUUUUCAUAUCUGAAAUUGUAUUAUUUAAUAUUUUGAAUAAGAUUUUAAAAAAUAAAUGGCAAAGGUAAAUCCAUGA
Sorex araneus (European shrew) is the source of this 2171-nucleotide messenger RNA. RefSeq names its product chromosome 6 C5orf15 homolog (gene C6H5orf15). The record is from RefSeq and is a predicted model, not a curated record. NCBI's taxonomy places the organism in Eukaryota, Metazoa, Chordata, Mammalia, Eulipotyphla, Soricidae. The transcript has 3 exons. The coding region runs from base 37 to 831 and encodes 264 amino acids.